AUGACCACCACUCCACCUCCAUGGAUGCUCCUCGCCUUGUUCUUCUUGAGGAGCACUUUGGCGUCUCCGUUCCAGCUGGCUCCGGACACCCCUGCCCCUGCUGAACCUGCUCCCACCAGGCCCACCCCUCGGCCGGACCCGUGUGAGGGAGUGCCCUGCCUGAACAGAGGCUCCUGUCUGGCCCUCACCUCUGCGGGGCCACUACAGGACACCUGGGAGUACACCUGCACCUGCCGCCCGGGUUACACCGGUCGCAACUGUGAGUUCUUCACAGACCCAUGUGCCAGCAGCCCCUGUCUCCAUGGCAACUGCAGCCAUAGCGACGGCGAUGCUGGGGAGCUGGCCUUCACCUGCGAGUGCAGCGACGGAUACGAGGGAGUGAGGUGCGAUCAGAUCCUGCUGGACCUCCCGCCCGCCGAAUGGGAGCCGGCCACCCCCUCUGCGCCCGAGCCCGCCACCCCGGUCGCCCCGACAACCACGGCCGCCACUCAGCCGCCCCAGCCAACCACAGUGUCCUCCACCACACCGCCUGCCCCGCCCACUCUGCCGCCAUGGCAACCCAAGUCUGGACAGAGGCUGCUGGUGGUGCCCUGGGAGCCGGAUAGGGUGACUGAGGGCCUACGCUGUUUAAGCCCUGAGCUGUGUGAGCUCACAUCUGGUACUCUCACUCUGGCUCUGGAGGUUCCUGAGGAGACAGCCGUCAAGGUGCUGGUAGGUGCGAGUGGAGCUCCGGAGCUGUGGCGUGUUAGUGAAGAGGGCUUUCUCCGCUCCUCCAUCUUGAAUGGCACCACCCUGACCUUCUUGCAGGCGGAAGACGGACUGGUGCUGCCCGACCACCUGCUGCCACUGGGACAGAACUACUUCCUCAGUGUGCUGCGUGUUGGCGCCCCCACUGCCCCGGAGGUCACACUGCGUCUGAACCUGACAGUGAAGGCCAGCAGCUGUGUGGAGCCUGGGAGCAGCUUCAGUGACCCACAGUGUUCUGGGAAAGGGAGAUGUAUCACACAGCCCUCUGAAAGCACUUUCUUCUGUGAUUGUGACGACAGCUACACUGGGAUCUUCUGCGAGGAGUUUGACGCCUGCCACCACAGACCCUGUCGCAACAAUGGCACCUGCUCCGAUGUGAGGCAGGGGGCACAGGGACGCAACUUCACCUGCUCCUGCCAGCCAGGUUAUGAAGGCGAGCGCUGUCAGCUCUUGGUGGACCACUGCCUCUCCCAGCCCUGCAAGAACGGAGCCACAUGUUUCAGCAGCUUGGCCGGGCCCAGGUGCUACUGUCCCGAAGGGUACCAGGGCCCCACAUGUGAGCAGAAGGUGGACCCCUGUGCCUCCAGUCCAUGCCACAACAAUGGAACGUGUUACCCCCAGGGCCCCGGGCCCCUGGGUUUUGGUUGCAGCUGUCCCGCUGGCUUCACAGGCCCCACAUGUGCUCAGCUGGUGGACUUCUGCGCCCUCAACCCCUGUGCCCAUGGGGUCUGUCGCAGUGUGGGCAACAGCUAUCGCUGCCUCUGCAUCCCAGGCUACCACGGUUUGUACUGUGAGGAGGAGUACAACGAGUGUCUGUCCGCCCCCUGCCAGAACUACGCCACCUGCCGAGACCUUAUCAAUGCUUAUGAAUGUGUCUGCACCUCUCAGUUUGAAGGCAGACACUGUGAGAUCUACAAAGACCCCUGUCUGAGGAUGCGCUGUCAGAACGGCGGACGCUGUGAGAGUACAGGGCUCAAUGCAUCUUGUGUCUGUGCUCCUGGAUACCAUGGCGAAAAGUGUGAGAUCGACAUCAAUGAGUGUGAGAGCAACCCCUGUCACCAUGGCGGCUCUUGUAUCGACCAAUCAAACGGCUUCACCUGCCACUGUCCGCCUGGGUGGGUGGGGCCCAGCUGUGAGAUCCAUUUGCAGUGGAAGCCGGCGCACACCGAUGACACACUGACCAACAUGCCUCGUCACUCCCUGUACAUCAUCAUCGGGGCUCUGUGUGUGGCCUUCGUCCUCAUGCUCAUCAUCCUCAUUGUGGGCAUCUGCCGUAUCAGCCGCAUCGAGUACCAGGGUUCCUCUCGCCAUGCCUACCAGGAGUUUUACAACUGUCGCAGCAUCGACAGCGAGUUCAGCAAUGCCAUCGCCUCCAUACGCCACGCCAGAUUUGGCAAGAAGUCCCGGCCUGCCAUGUAUGACGCGACCCCCAUAGCUUAUGAAGACUACUGUCCUGAGGAUAAGCCUUUGGUUACUCUCAUUAAAACAAAGGAUUUGUAAGCAAACAACCAUGCCAACUUUUAGAAUUAACUACAUGCUGCAUACACCCAAACACACACAUCUAGUAUAUAAAGCAUAGAAUUUCUUACAAAAAAACAAAUAACAGCAAAACUGCGUGAAUGUAAAAUGAAAUAAAAAAAAAAAAGUAGUAGAUUGUAGUUUGAAGAGAUCAAAUCUGGAAUUUGAUACAUCUAUUUUCCUGUUUAAGGCUGUCUUGUAGCAUUAGAAGCAAACUUGUCUUGAAACAUCAAUAAUGAACGGGCAACAUGAGCAGUAACUUAGAGAAGACUUUAGUCUGUAAAGCCACUCUGUCCAUAUGGGCUGGAGU
Messenger RNA from Boleophthalmus pectinirostris (great blue-spotted mudskipper), 2575 nucleotides. RefSeq names its product delta/notch-like EGF repeat containing (gene dner). The transcript has 13 exons. Gene Ontology annotation, molecular function: calcium ion binding. Bases 1 to 2247 code for a protein of 748 amino acids. Lineage: Eukaryota; Metazoa; Chordata; Actinopteri; Gobiiformes; Gobiidae. Gene Ontology annotation, biological process: heterophilic cell-cell adhesion; establishment or maintenance of epithelial cell apical/basal polarity. The record is from RefSeq and is a predicted model, not a curated record. Gene Ontology annotation, cellular component: protein-containing complex; plasma membrane.